AUGAUGCUAUCUGACAGCACGGACUCUUCCCUAGUGAAGUGUUUGACGCCUCUAGCGUCAAAAUGCACUGUCGUCUUUCAGUCUAACGGGGCCCCUGCCACAUUUCAGCGCUUCCCGUCGGCUGAGGAGCUGAGGCUCUUUCUUCAGAAAGAUGUGUUGAUUGCGGAGCAGGGAUGCGUGUGGGUGGACAUGCAGGGGUGCACUGAGGAACACAACCGCAUGGUCCUCCAGCUGCUCUUCCCGCACAUGGAGCCAUGUCAGAUGGAAGGGGUGCUCAGCCCUGACACGUAUGACGCAGUGGAACUGCAGCCGGUGAAAGGGGAGUACCUCAUUGGCGGCAUCGCGUGUGCAUGUGGUCAGCGACGAUGUGCACCUGACAUGGAUGAUGAGGAGAAUACGACCGUCUGCUCCUUUGCCUGCAACAACAAUAUUUUGCUGACGAUGCAUGCAGUCCCGUUUCUCGGUCUUGCGGAAGCGCUGCACCAAGUGAGGAUGGGGGCUGGCUGUGUCAGUCAGGAAUCACUGCCUGAGUUUCGUGAGUUGCAGGCACCCGACAUUGCCACCAUGAGGGCUUCAGCGGUACUCUGCGUGCUGGUGUGCUUUACGUGCGAGACGUACCUCCCCAACCCCACUGGGCUAAUCAGUGAGGUGGACUGCAUUGACGAGAUGGUGAUGCUUGUUGCGCCCGGCAGGAGUGACCAGCCGGAUCUCCUGCGCCGCAUUUCGAUGCUGCGCCGCCGCAUGUCGGCGGAGAAUGCGCGGCUGUACCUGAAGGAGAAGCUGCUGCAGGAGUUGAUGGGCCCCACCAUGCGCACGACGUUUGUCUCACAUGACCCCUGUGUGAUGCAGGCGUACCGAGAGGUGUUUGCGGAGCUCUCGCAGGUGCUGGAGCGCAUGGAGGUGGCGCGUGACUCGUUGAACCAUGUGAAUC
This is a messenger RNA of Trypanosoma rangeli, 931 nucleotides long. Its product is annotated as MGT2 magnesium transporter. The transcript has a single exon. NCBI's taxonomy places the organism in Eukaryota, Euglenozoa, Kinetoplastea, Trypanosomatida, Trypanosomatidae. The annotation marks the transcript as partial. The record is from RefSeq and is a predicted model, not a curated record.